AUGGAAGACGCACCCUCUGAAUUUCGGAGCAAAUCGAUGACCCAGGGUUUUCAACAUGUGGAUAUUAAAGAUGGAGCCUCGGUUAAACUUAAUGACUAUAAUUGGGUACCAGGCAUCAGAGGAAGGAGAAUUAAAUUGAAGGAGGGUGUUGAUGGGGAGAACAUCACUGUUCUGACUCUGAUUGAUAGCAAUAGUAAUAGGUGGAAUACACAAAGGGUGAGAGAUGUAAUUGCACAGGAGGAUUGUGAUGCCAUUCUGCAAAUUCAGGGACUAGAUUCAAUGGUGAAGGAUAAGUGGAGAUGGGAGUUAGGUGUGCAGGGCAGUGUCGUAGUCAUGGCCUCUGAUAUCCACUAUGUAUCUUGUCAGUCCAUUCGUCCUGAGAAUGACAUCCAACCAGACAACGGAACCCCGUCCGAAUCCUUCCAAUGUGCCGGCCGCAAGAAAAUUGAAUUCUUCUCGUGGGCUGCUACCUAA
Messenger RNA from Striga asiatica, 474 nucleotides. NCBI's taxonomy places the organism in Eukaryota, Viridiplantae, Streptophyta, Magnoliopsida, Lamiales, Orobanchaceae. The record is from the annotation of a GenBank genome assembly.